This is a messenger RNA of Brachypodium distachyon (stiff brome), 699 nucleotides long. Its product is annotated as vegetative cell wall protein gp1. The coding region runs from base 1 to 699 and encodes 232 amino acids. The transcript has a single exon. Lineage: Eukaryota; Viridiplantae; Streptophyta; Magnoliopsida; Poales; Poaceae. The record is from RefSeq and is a predicted model, not a curated record.
AUGGCCGGACGCAAGGUUAGCGUCAUGGCGGCGCUCGUGCUGCUGGCGCUUUCCUCCGUCGCGUCGGCGAGGACGGUGCCCACUGGGCCGAAUCCUGAGCCCUCGCCUUCACGGCCGUCGACGGCCUUCUCCGUGCUGAGGAGGGUGCCCACUGGGCCGAACCCAGAGCCCUCACCGUCACCGCCUUCCGCCGUCUUCCACGAGCUGAGGAAGGUGCCCACGGGGCCGAAUCCCGAGCCAUCGCCAUCGCCUCCGUCGGCCGUCUUCCAGGAGCUGAGGAAGGUGCCUACUGGGCCGAACCCUGAGCCCUCUCCAUCGCCUUCGUCCGUCUUCUCCGAGCUGAGGAAGGUUCCCACGGGCCCCAACCCCGAGACAUCGCCGCCAUCACCGUCGCCGCCGGCCUUCUCCGAGCUGAGGAAGGUCCCCACGGGCCCGAACCCCGAGACAUCGCCACCAUCACCAUCGCCGCCGGCCUUCUCCGAGCUGAGGAAGGUUCCCACUGGGCCGAACCCUGAGCCCUCUCCGUCGCCGCCAUCGACCGUCUUCGCCGAGCUGAGGAAGGUCCCCACUGGCCCCAACCCCGAGACAUCGCCGCCAUCACCGUCGCCACCGGCCUUCUCUGAGCUGAGGAAGGUCCCCACUGGCCUAAACCCCGAAACAUCGCCGCCAUCGCCGUCACCUCCGGCGGCCACUAUAUAA